CCCUGAGCUGCUCGGGCGCCUCAGGGUUUCCGGGGAGGAUGCCUUACAGGGCGCCGGCGCGUGGGCAAGGGCUCUGGGCCGCGCGGGCACCCUGGGUUUCUGACGUCGGCCAGGGUAGCGCCUUCUGGAUGGUUGGUGAUAUUCCCACUUGAAGGACAUCAUGUUUUCCAAACUAGCUUGUUUGCAGACUGUUGCUGUCCUUCGCCGUGGAGUUCAUUCUUCAGUGGCUUCUGCUACAUCUGUUGCAACUAAAAAAACAGUUCAGGGCCCUCCAUCCUCUGAUUACAUCUUUGAACGGGAGUCUAAAUAUGGUGCCCACAACUACCAUCCUUUACCUGUAGCCCUGGAGAGAGGAAAAGGUAUUUACGUAUGGGAUGUGGAAGGCAGAAAAUAUUUUGACUUUCUGAGUGCUUACAGUGCUGUCAACCAAGGCCAUUGUCAUCCGAAGAUUGUGAAUGCUUUGAAAAGUCAGGUGGACAAACUGACAUUGACAUCUAGGGCUUUCUACAACAACGUGCUCGGUGAAUACGAAGAGUAUGUUACUAAACUUUUCAACUACCACAAAGUUCUUCCUAUGAAUACAGGAGUGGAGGCUGGAGAGACUGCUUGCAAACUUGCUCGAAGAUGGGGCUAUACUGUGAAGGGGAUCCCGAAAUACAAGGCGAAGAUUGUUUUUGCAGCUGGAAACUUCUGGGGUAGAACAUUGUCUGCUAUCUCCAGUUCCACAGACCCAACCAGUUAUGAUGGUUUUGGACCAUUUAUGCCAGGUUUUGAAAUCAUUCCAUAUAAUGAUCUGCCUGCUCUUGAGCGUGCACUUCAGGACCCGAACGUUGCUGCAUUCAUGGUGGAACCAAUUCAGGGUGAAGCAGGCGUUGUGGUUCCAGAUCCAGGCUACCUCGUGGGCGUGCGAGAGCUCUGCACCCAGCACCAGGUUCUGUUUAUUGCUGAUGAAAUACAGACAGGAUUGGCCAGAACUGGUAGAUGGCUGGCUAUAGAUCAUGAAAAUGUCAGACCUGAUAUAGUCCUUCUAGGAAAGGCACUUUCUGGUGGUUUAUACCCUGUGUCUGCAGUGCUGUGUGACGAUGAGAUCAUGCUGACCAUCAAACCAGGGGAACAUGGUUCAACGUACGGAGGCAACCCGCUCGGCUGCCGAGUGGCCAUCGCGGCUCUGGAGGUUUUAGAAGAAGAAAACCUUGCUGAAAAUGCAGAAAAAAUGGGUAUCGUCUUGAGAAAUGAACUCAUGAAGCUACCUUCUGAUAUUGUAACAGCUGUAAGAGGAAAAGGAUUAUUAAAUGCUGUUGUCAUUAGAGAAACCAAAGAUUAUGAUGCUUGGAAGGUGUGUCUGCGACUUCGAGAUAAUGGACUUCUGGCCAAGCCGACCCACGGUGAUAUCAUCAGGCUUGCACCUCCGCUGGUGAUCAAGGAGGAUGAGGUUCUGGAGGCCGUGGAAAUCAUUAACAAGACCAUCUUGUCUUUCUGAGGGUGGUGAUAGUUUUCAGUGGCGCCUGGGAACCAGCUGUAGACAGGCAGUUCAUAAAGCUCUGCGUUUCUGUGCUUAAUGCAGUCGUGUUCCACUCCCCCGUGUCAAGGGCUUUUUAAAAAAUAUAUAUGUUUUUCAGUUCGUACAUAAUAGCGUGACAUUUAUAAACGUGCGGUUUGCUGUGUGACAUAACUAAGAGAACGUCCUGGUGUCUUAUGUUCGAUUAAGUGUUUUUGUAUGCGUGUGCGCUUUCUAAGGUGAGAUGCAUCUCUAUAUAGACAGCCUUUUAAUCAAGCCCCUCAGCAUAAUUUAUGUUUUAAUAAUUUCCUUGCUGGUAUAAAUGUUUCUAUUUGAAAAAGUUAUAUGAGAGUAUUGUAAAGAAGAUUUGCUUAACUUUAUAAAGUUGAAUCAUAAUCAUUGAAUUUCAGGAAGGAUUAAUGGUUGAGAUUAUAUAAAGUACUAGAAUUAAGUAAACUCCAUAUUGGCUAGCACCAAGAUGUAUUCUAUGAAUGUCAUUACUUUGAAUUAAAAAUUAAUGUUUAACAUUCCUAGAUUAUGUUUUAAGUGUUUGAUAUCAUUUGUAAAAAGUGUUUAUUUUCAUAGUUUCUUUAAAUUUAAAAUAAAGCUCAUAUUUAAAAUGUC
Hippopotamus amphibius kiboko is the source of this 2122-nucleotide messenger RNA. RefSeq names its product ornithine aminotransferase (gene OAT). The transcript is spliced from 10 exons. Lineage: Eukaryota; Metazoa; Chordata; Mammalia; Artiodactyla; Hippopotamidae. The record is from RefSeq and is a predicted model, not a curated record. Gene Ontology annotation, cellular component: cytoplasm. Bases 161 to 1480 code for a protein of 439 amino acids. Gene Ontology annotation, molecular function: L-ornithine transaminase activity; pyridoxal phosphate binding; identical protein binding.